Messenger RNA from Prunus armeniaca (apricot), 282 nucleotides. The record is from the annotation of a GenBank genome assembly. NCBI's taxonomy places the organism in Eukaryota, Viridiplantae, Streptophyta, Magnoliopsida, Rosales, Rosaceae.
AUGGCAAGGCCCAUGCAGAAGGAAAGGGGGAUGCUCACCAAAACAAGCUGCUCUAGCCGUACCACCAGCAGCCCAGCUCUACCGACCCUUCCCACGCUAACUACUCAAGCCACCCCUCACAAUUUACUCAACAUGCAGGGCCCCAACAAUUUGAUCAAGCACCCGGCUGUUUCCUGCCAAAGACCCAACUCCAAAUUCGCAACGACAGCUCACAAGGUCUGGCAAGGAGGUGCAAGGAGGCUUCAAAACUUACCCCAGGCCAACCCUGCGGUUCAGCAGUAA